AUGUCUGCUCCUGCCCCUCCUGCCUACAAGCGCCUCGACCGCGACAACUGCGUGUUCGCCUUCAUCGACCACCAGGCCGGUCUCAUCCAGCUCGUCCGCGACUUUGAGCCCACAGAGUUCCGCACCAAUGUCCUCGGUCUAGCCCAAACCGCCAAGUACUUCGGCGCCCCCUCCAUCCUCACCACCUCCUUCGACUCGGGCCCCAACGGUCCCAUUGUCAAGGAGAUCAUCGACGCCCUCCCCGAUGCACCUUUGAUCCGCCGCCCUGGUCAGAUCAACGCUAUGGACAACGAGGACUUUGCCAAUGCUAUCAAGGCUACCGGCAAGAAGCAGGUCAUCAUCAGCGGUGUUUUGACUGAAAUCUGCGUCGCCUUCCCUGCCCUCAGCCUCAUCGAGCAGGGCUACGACGUCUUCGUCGUCACCGACGCCUCUGGAACCUUCAAGGAGCACACCCGCGACGCCGCCCACCGCCGCAUGGUCCAGGCCGGUGCCCAGCUGAUGAACUGGGCUGCCGUCGCCGCUGAGCUGCACGUCGACUGGCGCCGCGACAUCGAGGGCUUCGGCAAGAUCUGGUUCGACCAUGUUCCUGGGUACUGGUGCCUCAUGCAGAGUCACUUGAACUCGCAGGGCAACAAGCCUGAAUAG
This is a messenger RNA of Aspergillus calidoustus, 645 nucleotides long. Lineage: Eukaryota; Fungi; Ascomycota; Eurotiomycetes; Eurotiales; Aspergillaceae. The record is from the annotation of a GenBank genome assembly.